AUGGCAUUGUUAGGGGCAGAUUUCCUAACUGCACACAACCUACUGGUUGACAUAGCAGUUAAACAGCUGAUCCCAAGAACAGCACUGACAUCAUCUCAAAAAUCAAGUAGACAUAUUACAACCAAACCAUCAACGAGUCGACAAGAGCAACUACUAUGUCCCAUCACACCUGACAACCCAAUUCCAGAGAUGCGAGAACUUCUACAGAAAUACGAAGACAGUCAAAGAAAACCUGAAGCACGACUAACAAAACCAGCAAAAUAUAGCAUCCAGCACUACAUAGAGACCGGAGGUCCCCUGAUCCACUCACGAUUCAGACGGCUGGCCCCAGAAAAGCUCACCUACACAAAGAAAGUAUUCAUAGAAAUGGAAGAAGCUGGAAUAUGCCAGAAAGCCCCUAGCCCAUGGGCAUCACCCCUACACAUAGUACUGAAAUCUGAAGGAACGUGGUGCCCCUGCAGAGACUACCGACAGUUAAAUGUCAAAACAAAACCAGUCAGAUAA
Messenger RNA from Macrobrachium nipponense, 504 nucleotides. RefSeq lists its product as uncharacterized. The record is from RefSeq and is a predicted model, not a curated record. Bases 1 to 504 code for a protein of 167 amino acids. The transcript has a single exon. NCBI's taxonomy places the organism in Eukaryota, Metazoa, Arthropoda, Malacostraca, Decapoda, Palaemonidae.